GCCAUUCCGCCCAUCUCAGCCCAUCUCGUGUCUACUCUUCCCUCUCCACCCAAUGACAUACGAGCAUCUUCAUCCCCCCACUACUACUACACCACCACCAUCACAACCACCCCGCUCUGAGCUUUCGGCGUCCGACAACACAGCUUACUCUGAUCCCCAUACAAAUACCCCUCCAUUUCCCUAUCUAGAAAAGGAAAUCCAGUCUCACAAACCCCUCAAUAUACUUACACACACUCCCUCUCUCUCUCUCUCUCUCUCUCUCUCUCUCUCUCUCUCUCACUCACCCGAACCUUGCAAAGAAAGAAGAACAUCAAAAAUGCAGUCCUUCACCGAACUCGUAAACAUGCACAACGACUGCCCCAAGUGCGGAGCCUCCACCGGCGGCGGAAAGAGCUGUGCCUCUUGCGGCAGCGUAAGCUAUUCCCCUCAACUUUCCUACACAUAAAGUAUAAGUAGUAAGGAUAUACUAACACUUUUGUGCAGACUUGCCCCGUUUAAACGACCAUGGAAGGUUCUCGACUUGAUACAUUUCACUUGAUUCUUUACAUCAUCUUCGAGCGAAGGCGCGAGCGUGGGAGCGAGAGGGGUUCUUUUUCGGUGACAUUUCCUUCUUCUUCCUCUUUUCUUUCUGCGACGAGAAGAGAGAAGGUGCGGGUUUACUAGGACAGACCUUUGGGAAGGAAGGAGUCUGGAGAGAAAUUGGAAACACAAAUACCUGCAUAUAUCAUCAUGGGGCAAAGACAUGCGAU
This is a messenger RNA of Aaosphaeria arxii CBS 175.79, 749 nucleotides long. RefSeq lists its product as uncharacterized. The record is from RefSeq and is a predicted model, not a curated record. The transcript has a single exon. NCBI's taxonomy places the organism in Eukaryota, Fungi, Ascomycota, Dothideomycetes, Pleosporales. The coding region runs from base 53 to 445 and encodes 130 amino acids.